AUGGUUAACUGGGGUAUUGUUGGAGCUGGAGGGAUCUCCUCCAGAUUCGUUGCUGACUUGAAGGUUUUGAUUGCCAAUCCUGCUGGCCCAAACAAGAUCAAGCACACUAUCGGAGCUGUUGCAUCCACCCAGAUCGAAAAGGCAGAAAAGUUUAUCAACGAGUUCAUUGGUGACGGUUAUGGCACCAAAGCCGUUGGUUACGAUGAAGUGAUCAACGACCCCUCAAUCGAUGUGUUGUACAUCGGUUUGCCACACACCCUCCACGCUCCAUUCGUGGUGCGUGCCAUCGAAGAAGGUAAGAAGAACAUUCUCUGUGAAAAGCCCAUCACCAUCAACGCCAGGGAGUUGGAAGACAUUUUGGCUGCUGCCAAGAAGCACAACGUCUUCUUCAUGGAAGCCAUGUGGUCCAGAUACUUCCCAACCUUCCUCGAGUUGCAAAAGAAGCUCUACGACGACAAGGUUAUCGGUGACAUCAAGAAGGUCCAAUGUACCUUCAACACCGACUCCAAGGAGUUCCCAAUCACCCCUGAACACCGUGCCGCCAACAAGAAGCUCGGAGGAGGUGCUUUGUUGGACAUUGGAAUCUACCCAAUCACCUACGCCAGAACAUUCUUGGACCCAUCCGCAGACCCAACCAAGGACUGGUCUAUUUCCUCCGAGUUGAUCAUGGAAUCGUUGACCGGAAACAAGGCGGACGAAGUCGACUUCGUUGCCAGCGCCAUCUUCAACGACAAGACCCGCAAGCAACAAGCGUCCAUCAGCGCCAGUUUCCAUACCGAGUCUGACGGCAACAUCGUUUCUAUUGAAGGUACUUUGGGUAGAGCCUACGUCAAGGCCAUUGGCGACACUCCAUCUCCACAAGGCUACAAGAUCGUGUUGAAGGAUGGCAGUGUGAUCGAGAAGGAUUUCUUUGCCGACUUGAACGGUGGUGAGGGUUUCUGGUACGAGGCCGUCGAGGUUGGAGAGGUUUUGGCCAAGGGUGGUAAGCAAAGUGAGCUCAUGUCGUGGGAUGAAAGCAGAAAGAUCAUGUGGGUACUUGACACCAUCAGAAAGCAAAACGACUUUUUUUACGAACAAGACCAGUAG
Molecule: messenger RNA, 1086 nt
Organism: Suhomyces tanzawaensis NRRL Y-17324
Lineage: Eukaryota; Fungi; Ascomycota; Pichiomycetes; Serinales; Debaryomycetaceae
Exons: 1
Coding region: 1-1086 (361 amino acids)
Molecular function (GO): nucleotide binding
Source: RefSeq, a predicted model, not a curated record